Sycon ciliatum is the source of this 3517-nucleotide messenger RNA. Its product is annotated as hemicentin-1-like. The coding region runs from base 116 to 2821 and encodes 901 amino acids. The transcript is spliced from 13 exons. The record is from RefSeq and is a predicted model, not a curated record. NCBI's taxonomy places the organism in Eukaryota, Metazoa, Porifera, Calcarea, Leucosolenida, Sycettidae.
ACGCCACAGUGUCAGGAGACGAAGACGAAAGAAUAAAGAAGCAUCUUUCUCUGAAUCUGACUGUCAACUGCUACUCGGAUUGGUAACGGUCGUCCAGAAAGAAACCGUUUGAACGAUGGUGUUCCCAAGAUUGCUUGGCUCAUCCUUGUGGGCCCGUGCGUUCAUCAUGGUAUACUGCCUCUACUAUCAAGCCACAGUUUGUGGGACAUUUACGUCCGGUUCUCGAAGCACAUUCACUACUGUUAUUGACACUACAGCGAGCAUGGGUGACGAUAUUGCUGAGGUCUGUGACGUUAUGACUGAUCUAUCUACUUCAGUGGCUCGUCGGUUCAAUGAGUUUGUCUUCGUUCCGUUCAACGAUCGUGGCGGCAGACUGACACCCUACGGCCCUGCACAGCGACUUCCGUCGGCUGAUGCACUGCGACAGACCGUGUGCAGCUGGAGAGGCCGGGUGAGCGGAGGUGGAGAUUGUCCUGAGCUGUCUCUGAGCGGUCUGUCACUCGCCGUCCAGGAGUCCAGUCCCGACUCUGUCAUCAUGGUCUUCACAGAUGCCAGUGCAAAGGACUUGGACAAACUAGGUGCUGUGCUGUCUGAGAUUCGCAGGAAGAGGCUGAAGGUGUUCUUCCUGUUGAGUCAAACAUGCGGGGAUAGUCGAGGUGCAGGCUACAGGGCGUAUUACACCUUGUCGGCUACGUCCGGUGGCCAGGUAUCCAAUCUGCGCGAAGUCAACAUCCCUACGCUGCUCAGGUUCAUUCUCUCCGGAGAGGGUUCCCUGACCUGUCCUUCCAACUCCCUGGUCCUGGCCCAAAGCUCGCCGACUCAAUGGGCCAGAACGUUCACCGUUCCAGCCAACACCGACAUUCUCACAGCACAAGUAAGCUGUGAAAGAGGAAGACCCUCCGUGGCAUUGCUCUUCAAUAAUUUUGCUGACACCAACAAAGUAUCCACCUCCAAUCUGCCCAACGGUGUUCUGUUGACAAUCCGAGAUCCAGAGAGUGCCAUUGGAACUAUUCGUGUGGGUCAUUCCUCUGCUUGUGCAGUCAGCGUCAACUCGGCUGGAUGCGACCAGGCGUUUGCACGUAUCUUUGGAUUCUCCGCACGUCGUACUGACACAGUGUCCCCAGUACCAACAGCCGAGGUGUCUCUACUUCACUUUCAAAGUCAGCCGGGAGUACGAAUCACUCGCUUGCGCUUCCUCUCACCCGAUGGCCGUGCUUUAAACGAACGGACUCUCAACGCCCAGGUGAGGAAUGCUGACGGAACGAUCACCCUCGGUAGAUAUCGACUUCCCGCGGAGACUUUCCGCCUGGAGGUGUCCGGAGUAGAUUCACGGAACCGGCCAUUUGUGACCGUGUCCACCACUGCCUAUGAUCCGUCUUUGCUUACAAGCCCCUCUGUCAUCACGGACGUGCCAGCCGCCAAUCGCUUCACGGCAGUACGCUGCUCUGAGGUGACCGUGAGGUGCUCAGUGAGCCUGGAUGGCGCUGAAGUGCCCGUCACCUGGGCCAAAGACGGCAGGAGCAUCUCGGCCGACGAGCGGCUGAACAUCGGCGGCACGCGCGGGGAGGUGCUGACGUUCAAGACGGUGGUGCGCAGCGACAGCGGUGUGUAUACAUGCUACCCGGCCACUGCGUCCGGAACCAGAGUAUCGGCUUCACUGCACAUGGCCGUGCAAGACAACCCCAGCAUCACGGAGGAGGACUGUAAUGUCUGCACAACACUGGUCUGCCCUGAUUCGCCAGUCACCGCCUGGUACCACAACAGCACUCGACUGACCUCUAACCCAGUUUACAUGUUUGAAGGUCCCAGCACGUUGAAAUCAUGCCGUCGACCCUUGGCUGAUCGAGCAGGCCAGUACACGUGCGUGACUGCGCGCGGAAGAUGGGCGUUCACGGUGUCCUCAACCUUCCAGACGUCCAUUGGCACGCUUUCGGAAUCGUCAUCCCGACGUGAAACUGUGUUGGGCGGCUGUGAAGUUUUCGACAGUACGGAGAAUGGUGCCGUGGCAUACGCUGCCCAGGGCCGUGGUACACGUGCAGAGUUCUCUUGCCAGCCUGGCUACACUCUAUCAGGACGUGCACGAUCAGACUGUGUCUCGGGUACUUGGUCAUCAGCAACCCCACCAGUGUGUCUUGUGACGCUCACUGCUCCACCAGCCACCACACCACCUCCAGCACCGAGUACUGUGGUGGGAGGUUGCGAGUACUUGCCAGCCAUUGACAAUGCCAGAGUGCGCUACACGACAGUGGAUUGCACAACUCGUGCCGCAAUCAUCUGCAGCCAUGGUUACACAGUGGGUGGCCAGGCUCGCAAUGUCAUACACUGUGUGGCUGGAUCAUGGACCGCCAGCGCUGGUAGGUGUGUUGCUCUGCCAGCGCCAACACUACCACCGCCACCGCCCACAACAUCCGCACCAGACUGUGACGGUCCACUUCGAGCAGCCCAGGCGCUGGCCCAGACUCUCCAGCGUACGAUCGUCGCUAUGCAGCAGCAAAUCGUUGCUCUGAGGAGCACAGUCCUCGCAAAGGACAAGGAGAUUAGUGACCUCACAGAUCAAGUGGAAACCCAUCAGCUGACCAUUACCGGACUGCGAACCACCAUCGGUGAACAGGUGAACGCGCUGUCAGCGCUCACAACCAUUCAAACGGAGAAUGAUCGCCUCAAGGAGCAGGCGGCAACGGCACGCCUCACUGUCCAGCAACUGACUGGCCAAGGUGACACGCUGAGAGCAACUGUAACAGCAGAACAGGAGAAAGUCAAGGACUGCCAGGCCAAGCUCAGUGUUAUUCAGGGAGUGCUGGGAACAUGCCCAGCGCCAUGAUCAGCAAUGACAGCCACUCGCAGCCUGAUCGGGCAGCACAGUCAUGCAUGUCAUGAGUGGUCUUAGCUCGACAUUGCAGCACUUGAACUUAGCCCAUAGACCUCCUCGGCUGGCUUGCACAAGCUCACACAUGAUCUCUGCAAUCACCAGCUAUCACCAUUCAUAAUUAUCACUCAGUGCCUCCCGUCCUGCAUGCCACAAUCUGCCAUGCAGGAAUAAGAGUUUUGAUGGCCUGCUUACAGUCAGAAGAUAUUCAGUUAGGUGUUCCAUCCACCGUGUGGUCCAUAGAAAUCAAUAAUUCCUCACUUGUUUAGGGAAAGUCCCUCAGUUUACUUGCAUGAAGAUGUUCAGUGUCUAGAUGUAGUCCGGUUGCUUAGUAUGCACUUGUUGAUCCGUCCAGCUUCACAGUUAUAUUUGCUGAUUGCCGAAUUGCAUCAUAUUCAAUGCACCCACUGAUCCUGGCACUCCCAUUCCAGCUCGCCGCAAGCUCUCCUUCUGGUCAUGAUAACAAUUAUAAGUUUGCCAAGUGGCUCAUAAGUCUAAUUUUGCUUUGCAUCUAUGCUUCCCAGUGGUUCGUGCACAGGCUAUAAUGUGUAUACCACGCACAGACCCUGGAAAGUGGAAUGGCCGCUGACAUAGCAUCAUCAUUAUCUCGUGAACAGACAGAUGUCAUGUAAUCGUGGUAUUUGGCAUUCA